AUGGUUUACUUAAUCCCUGAGGAGCUUUUUAAGAUGGAGCUGGAGGAGGGUGUAGAGCGUGUGCAGAGGGCGCUGCAGGUGUUUCGGGCAUUUAAACACACUUUCCAGCAGUACAGAGACAGGCUGGGUCCGGGGGGACAUUACGGUCAGCUGGGACGCUCUGUCAAAUCAUGGGACUUUCCCUCGCAGAUCAUCUUUCAGCACACUGACCGCAUCACCGAGAGGCUGCUCAUGAUUGAGGAGCUGUUUGCAUCAGCGCUGGACUUCCUGAAGCUGGAACGUGUGGAGUUGGGCGGCUCCAGAGGAAAGAUUCUCAGUGAGAUGGUGUACAGGAUGAAUGACGAGUUUCAUGACGGCUGGAGGAUCCUUAGGGAGAGCAAAUACGAUCCUCUGGACUACACUAAAGAGGAGUUUGUGCGAGAUCACAACCGAAUGGUGGAACAGAAUCAGGACUUCGACCAGCGACUGGGCACGGUGUUGAGUCUGGCUUUUCAACACUCCUCCAGCCUGGAAUCAGCCUUCAAGCUGUUGCAGAUCUUUGGCACGUUGUUGGAGAGGCCGAGGGUUCACCAGCUGUUUGCUCCGAACUAUUCCCUCCUUCUGGCCAUGUUUCACGAGGAGGUCAACGUCUGCCAGCAUAUCCUAGACACACAUAGAGAAAGGUUACAGAAUGGUUGCCCAGUUGUUGGUAAAAACUUGCCGCCUGUAGCUGGAAACCUGAAGUGGUCACAAGAGCUCAGAGAGAGAAUCCUGAGCAGCCGCAGCAGCCUUAACCUCCUCACACACAUGCCGUUAGACAGUCCCGAGGCAGACCAGGUGUUGAAAACAUGUGAGAGUGUCUUAGAAGAACUCGAUCAGCUGGAUGAACAGGUGUACGCGACCUGGUGUGUGGGAUUGGAUGCGCUGUGUCACACACACUUGGACGAGCCGCUGCUCUGUCUGGAUGAAGAGAGCGGGCUGUACCAUGUCAACUUUAACCCCGCAUUGACUUCGGUGUUGAGGGAGGUGAAGUAUCUUGGGCUGCUGAGGAGCCAUAACAUACCCAAGGCUGCACUGCAUCUCUACUCAAAGGAAGAAACACUCUAUGUGUACACUACCACGCUCUCUCAGGUCACUCAGUGGUACAAUAAGCUCCACAGCACUAUACUGGAUGUCGAGCUGCGAUUGGUCAAAGCAGAAAUGGAGGAAGUGAGACGUGCUCUAAGACCCGCUCUCAAGGACCUGACAUGGAGUCAGGAGGAGCUCUGGGAUUACAUCAAGAGGACACGUGAUCUGGUGCACGGCGUAUCUGAGCGGGUCCAGAAAAGUCAGUCGAACCUCGACACUGUGCAGGGCCUGAUGGGAGUUUUCAGCCAGUCGGCUUGUAUUACACGCAGAAGCAGCCUCCUUGGGGACCUGCUCCACAUGGUCGAUGUCGAGGAAAAGGUUAAACAGCAGUACAGACUCGUCUCCGAGACAGGACAGAGAAUACACACACUCGUACAGGAAAACAGCGUUCUCCUGGGCGCAGAUGUCGACUCAGAGUCUUGGGAGGCAUACACGCAGCAUGUGGACCGCAUGGUUCUGGGCGGAUUCUGCAGCGCCGUGCGCUGCUCUCUACAAUACCUGGUCGAUAACACCGACCCGGCUCUGCGCACAGCACCGUUGUUUGAGGUACAGUUAACCCUCACCACGGAUAUGACCUUUCACCCCUCGCUCGACCUCUCCAAAGCAGGCAACUUCUAUCACAUCGUUGACAAGAUGGUGGCUGAUAUCUUUAAAAUGGCGACCUACAUGAACAGAGUCGCCAUGGAUAAAAAAACUGAAACUUACCAGGUGGAUAUCGCUCAGGUGCCAGAGUUGUGCGACUUGGCUCAGCUGAUUCGCACUCGUGCCAGGGCAACCAUUUUCAAGGUGAAAGAGUUUCAGAGAUCGUUCAGAUCUUAUCGAUACCUGUGGAUGGGAGACAGGACAGAGUUUAUGAGACAGUUCCUUCUCUAUGGCCACGCCCUUUCAGCAGAGGAAGCGGAGCUCUAUGCUGAGUACGAGCUCACCAAGAAUCCGCCCAAACUUGACAACUUCAAACAGCAAAUUAGCGAGUUCGAGAGUUUGUACGAUGCCGUGCAGGCGCUGGAGGAGAAGAGGGUGUUCUGUGGUUGGUGUCAGGUCGACAUCAAACCAUUUAAAAUCUCCCUUAUGAACACCAUCAAAAAAUGGAGCUGGAUGUUCAAAGAGCAUCUGCUCAACCACGUCAACGACAGCGUGUUAGAGUUGUCGAGCUUCAUCGAGAACGCAGAGUGUGGUUUAGGAAAGAGCGUGAAGGAUGGAGACUACACUGAUCUGGUGGAUAUCAUGGGCCACCUGAUGGCAAUCAGAGACAGACAGCAGAACACCGAGCAGCAGUUCAAACCUCUCAAAUCUACCUUAGAUCUGCUGAAGACCUACAGCCAACAACUGCCGGAGCACAUCUAUACCCUGCUGGAGGAACUUCCUGAAAAAUGGAAGAAUUUGAAGAAGGUCGCCUUCACCGUAAAACAUGAGGUCGCUCCUUUGCAGUCCAACGAGGUCGCCGGCAUCCGGAGGAAAUGUGUCCGUUUCGAGACCAAUCGUGCCGUUGCUCAGCUGGAGAAGGAGAUGCGCAUGCUGCAAGAAACAGCCAAGCUGUUUGAGGUCAGCUUCCCGGACUACAAGCAGCUCCGGCAGUGCCGCACUGACAUCAUCCUCCUUAAAGCAGUGUGGGAUAUGGUUAUCUUCGUCAAGUGCAGUAUCCUUGACUGGAGAAAGACACCAUGGAAAGAAAUCAAUGUGGAGCAGAUGGACAUGGAGCUCAGGAGGUUUGCUAAGGAGAUGAAGACCCUGGAUAAGGAGGUGCGUGUGUGGGACGUCUAUGCCGGUCUAGAGUCUACUGUUAAAAACCUGCUGACGUCACUGAGGGCUGUUAAUGAACUGCAGAACUCGGCGGUCCGAGAGCGCCACUGGCAGCAACUCAUGCACACAACCAGGGUGAGCUUCAUGAUGGACGAGAACACCACUCUGGGGGAUCUGCUGGAGCUCCAGCUGCACCGCGUGGAAGACGAAGUGAAGAACAUUGUGGACAAAGCGGUCAAAGAGAUGGCGAUCGAAAAGGUUUUAGCUGAGAUCAAGCAGACGUGGUCUGUGAUGUCUCUCUCGUAUGAGACGCACUCCAGCACGCGAACGCCCCUCCUGAAAGCCGACGAGAAUCUGAUCGAGACCCUGGAGGAUAAUCAGGUCCAGCUGCAAAAUAUCCUGAUGAGCAAGCACGUGGAGUACUUUCUGGUCGAGGUGAGUGGCUGGCAGCGGCGGCUGAUGUUGGCGGACCUCGUGAUUGGCACCUGGCUGGGAGUGCAGCGCACCUGGGCUCACCUGCAGAGCAUCUUCACCAACUCCGAGGACAUCCGUAACCAGCUGGCGCACGAUGCCGAGCUCUUUCAAGGCAUCCAUCUCAACUUCCAGGAGUUGAUGAUGAUGGUUGUGAAAACUGCAAAUGUGAUUGACGUCACCAACCAGCCAGGCUACCUGGAGAAACUUGAGGCUCUGCAGCAAAGGUUGUCUGUAUGUGAAAAAUCUCUAGCCGAGUAUUUGGAAACGAAGCGACUGACGUUUCCGCGAUUCUACUUCGUCUCGGCCGCUGAUCUUUUGGAGAUCGUUUCCAAGGGAACGCAGCCCAGACAGGUCACACGGCACCUGCUGAAGCUCUUCGAUAACUUGGCCGAUCUGAAGUUCAAAGAUGAUGGAGAAGAGGAGGGGAGGGUGGAGGUUGCGGUGGGGAUGUACAGCAGAGAGGGGGAGUAUGUGCCGUUUUCCGAGGCCUGUGUGUGUGAGGAACAGGCAGAGUGUUGGCUGGGUGCAUUGGAGCUCGCCAUGCGCUCCACGGUAAGGCAGGAGAUCUCCGAAGCCGUAGCGGCGUAUGAGGACAAAUCACGUGAUCAGUGGCUCUUUGACUAUCCUGCACAGGUGGCACUGACGGGGAGUCAGAUUUGGUGGGCGAUGGAUGUCGGUAUUGCAUUUGAAAGGUUGGAGGAGGGCUUCGAGACAGCGCUGAAAGAUUAUAAUAAAAAACAGAUCCUGCAGCUGAACUCGCUGAUAAACAUGCUGCUGGGCGAGCUGAGACCUGGUGAUCGGCAGAAGAUCAUGACGCUUUGUACCAUUGAUGUUCAUGCUCGGGACGUGGUGGCCAAGCUCAUCUCUCAGAGGGUACCGAAUGGACAGGCGUUUGCCUGGUUGUCUCAGUUGCGCCAUCGCUGGGAUGAAGAACAAAACCACUGCUAUGUCAACAUCUGCGAUGCCCAGUUUCAGUUCUCCUACGAAUACCUGGGGAACACCAAUCGCCUGGUUAUUACACCACUCACAGAUCGAUGUUACAUUACACUGACUCAGUCGCUCCAUCUGACGAUGAGCGGCGCCCCCUCUGGUCCUGCUGGCACGGGCAAGACAGAAACUACUAAGGACCUGGGGCGCUCGCUCGGCAUUAUGGUCUACGUCUUCAACUGCUCAGAACAGAUGGACUAUAAGUCCAUAGGUAACAUCUAUAAGGGUCUGGCUCAGACCGGUGUUUGGGGAUGCUUUGACGAGUUUAAUAGGAUCUCUGUGGACGUUUUGUCUGUGGUCGCAGUGCAGGUUAAAACAAUCCAGGAUGCCGUCCGGAACAAGAAGCAGAGAUUUUACUUUCUUGGAGAGGAGAUUGAGCUGAGGCCGACUGUCGGGAUCUUCAUCACCCUCAAUCCAGGAUAUGCUGGUAGAGCAGAACUGCCGGAGAACCUAAAAGCGCUCUUCAGGCCGUGCGCUAUGGUGAUUCCUGAUUUUGAGUUGAUCUGUGAGAUCAUGCUUGUGGCAGAGGGAUUUAUAGACGCUCGCCUGCUCGCCCGCAAGUUCAUCAGCCUGUACACACUCUGCAAAGAACUUCUCUCCAAACAGGAUCACUACGACUGGGGUUUACGGGCCAUCAAAUCAGUGCUGGUUGUCGCCGGAUCGCUGAAACGACAAGACAAGAGCUGCCCUGAAGACCAGGUGUUGAUGCGCGCCUUACGAGAUUUCAACCUGCCGAAGAUUGUGACGAGUGACGUACCGAUAUUCCUGGGUCUGAUUAGUGAUUUAUUUCCCUUGUUGGACAUCCCGCGUAAGAGAGACCUGCAGCUGGAGCAGCACGUCCGCCAGGCGAUCAGCGAGCUGCGUCUGCAGCCUGAGGAGAACUUUGUCCUCAAGGUGACUCAGCUAGAGGAGCUGCUCACCGUCAGACACUCUGUCUUUGUAGUCGGUGGAGCUGGAACAGGAAAGAGUCAGAUUUUGAAGACGCUCCAUAGAACCUACUCGAACAUGAAGCUGAAGGCUGUGUGGAGCGACAUGAACCCGAAAGCCGUGACCACCGACGAGCUUUUCGGCUUCCUGCAUCCUGCAACACGCGAGUGGAAAGAUGGUAAGAGUGUGAGCGCUGUGUUCUGUGUGUAUGGAAAGUGUGUGUGUAUCAUGCGUCCGCUUUAAAUGUACGUUUUAGGUCUGUUCUCGUCCACCAUGAGAGAGUUGUCUGCUUUAUCCCAUGAUGGACCGAAGUGGGUCGUGCUGGACGGUGACAUCGAUCCCAUGUGGAUAGAAUCGCUCAACACCGUUAUGGAUGAUAAUAAGGUGCUGACUCUGGCUAGUAAUGAACGCAUCUCUUUAACAUCCUCUAUGCGUCUGCUGUUUGAAAUCAGUCAUCUCAAGGCUGCCACUCCUGCAACUGUGUCCCGAGCAGGCAUCCUUUACGUCAACCCACAGGACCUCGGCUGGAGCUCCUAUGUGACGAGUUGGAUUGACACACGCCACGCCCAAUCAGAGCGAGCCAAUCUGACCAUUCUGUUUGAUAAGUAUGUGCCGUACUGUUUAGAGCAGGUCAGGUGCAACCUGAAGACCAUCACACCUAUACCCGAGACAAGCAUGGUGCAGACUCUGUGUUGCCUACUGGACUGCUUGUUAACAGAUGAGAACACUCCUGCUGACUCUCCUCGUGAGCUCUAUGAGAUCUACUUUGUGUUCGCCUGUGUGUGGGCUUUUGGAGGGGCUCUCUUUCAGGACCAUCUUAGAGAUUAUCGCGGCGAGUUCAGUCGCUGGUGGAAUAAGGAGAUGCGGGCGGUGAAGUUCCCCUCUCAGGGAACUGUGUUUGAUUACUACAUCGACCCAGACACAAAGAAAUUCACGCCGUGGCGUGAGCGCACUCCUCCGUACGAGCUGGAGCCUGAUGUCCCGCUGCAGAUGGUGCUGGUUCACUCAGCAGAGACCACCUGCCUGGCGUAUUUUGUGGAGCUCCUGUUGGAAAAAGGCAAGCCGGUGAUGCUGGUGGGGAACGCCGGCGUGGGGAAGACCAUCCUCGUAUGGGACACCAUCUCCAAGCACAGGGAGGAGUACAUGGUGGCCAAAGUACCCUUUAAUUACUACACCACGUCGGCCAUGCUGCAACGUGUUCUGGAAAAGCCUCUAGAAAAGAGAGCCGGAAGGAACUUUGCUCCUCCUGGCACCAAGAAGCUGAUCUACUUUGUUGAUGAUUUAAACAUGCCGGAGGUGGAUGCCUAUGGAACAGUCCAGCCUCACACACUCAUCAGGCAGCAUCUGGAUUACUCUCAUUGGUAUGAUCGCCAGAGACUGGUACUUAAGGAGAUUCACAACUGUCAGUACAUCACCUGCAUGAAUCCAACAGCUGGAAGUUUCUCCGUCAACCCUCGGCUACAGAGGCAUUUUUCUGUUUUUGCUGUGCAUUUCCCAAGCGCAGAGGCACUGAGUACAAUCUACAGCAGCAUACUGACCUCUCACUUCCAGCUGGGGGGCUUCAGCUACGGAGUGAGCCGCUCGGUGGCCGCGCUCGUCCAGGCCUCCAUCUGCCUCCACCAAAAAAUGACACAAAACUUCUUGCCUACUGCCAUCCGCUUCCACUACAUCUUCAACCUUAGGGACAUCUCCAAUAUCUUCCAGGGGAUUCUUUUUGCCCAGCCUGAGACAGUGCGAUACCCCAUCGAGCUGGUGUACCUCUGGCUGCAUGAGUGUUCCCGUGUCUACUCCGAUAAACUGAUGGAGGAGAAGGAUGUCGAGCUCUUCAGUAAGAUCCUGCUCGAUACUGGCAAAAGAUACUUUGAGGGAAUAGAUGAGUCUAUCUUCAUCCACCAGCCCCUGAUCUAUUCGCACUUCGCCCACGGGGUUGGAGAGCCUCGAUACUCGCAGGUCAGUGACUGGGAGAAGCUGCAGAAAAUGCUGAGUGAUGCGCUGGAGCACUACAAUGAGCUGCACGCCAACAUGAACCUGGUGCUGUUCGAGGAGGCCAUGCAGCACAUAUGUAGAAUCAGCCGUAUUCUGGAGGCCCCAGUGGGAAAUGCACUGCUUAUUGGAGUGGGUGGCAGUGGGAAGCAGAGUUUGUGCCGCCUGGCCGCCUUCCUCAGCAUGCUUGAGGUCUUUCAAAUCACUCUGCGCAAAGGCUACGGCAUUGGGGAUUUGAGGAGCGACAUAGCUGCCCUAUACAUUAAGGUUGGGGUGAAGAACAUCGGCACAGUUUUCCUGCAUACAGACGCUCAGAUUCCAGACGAACGUUUCCUAGUGCUGAUCAACGACAUGCUCGCAUCCGGGGACAUCCCAGACCUGUUUACUGAGGAGGAGGUGGACACAAUUGUGGCGUCUAUCCGUCUGGAACUCCGAGGGCUCGGCAUGCUGGACACGCGAGAGAACUGCUGGAACUUUUUUAUCGAUCGUAUACGCAGACAGCUGAAGGUGGUCCUGUGUUUCUCACCGGUGGGUUUCACUUUGCGCACAAGGGCGCGAAAGUUUCCCGCUUUGGUCAACUGCACAGCCAUUGACUGGUUUCAUCCUUGGCCCCAGCAUGCACUGCAAUCCGUCAGCAGAACCUUCAUUAGCAACAUCCAGGGCCUUGAGCCUGCAGUGAAGGUGUCGAUCAGCGAGUUCAUCUCGUACACACACACCAGCGUUAACGAGGUGAGUGUGAAAUACCAGCAGAACGAGAAACGCUACAACUACACCACACCGAAGAGCUUCCUGGAGUUCAUGAAGCUAUACGGCAACCUGCUGGCGAAAAAAAGGAAGGAGCUGACUCAGAAGAUGGAGCGGCUGGAGAACGGUCUGCAGAAACUUUUAUCCACGGCCUCCCAGGUGGAGGAUCUGAAAGCUAAGCUAGCGCUACAGGAAGUGGAGCUACAUCACAGGAACAGCGACACAGAGGCCCUGAUUGCUAAAAUAGGCCAGCAGACAGACAAGCUGAACCAGGAGAAGAGUGUUGCUGAUGCAGAGGAGCAGAGGGUAGCGGCGAUCCAGGCUGAGGUGACGAAGCAGCAGAAGGAGACUGAAGAGGACCUGGCCAAAGCCGAACCAGCCUUACAGGCAGCCAACGCUGCUCUCAACACACUCAAUAGGCUUAAUCUCACAGAGUUACGGACGUUCCCAAAUCCACCGGUGAUCGUGACCAACGUGUUAGCUGCUGUGCUAGUGCUGCUUGCGCCAGGCGGACGCAUUCCCAAAGAUCGAAGUUGGAAAGCUACUAAAGUCAUGAUGAGCAAGGUGGAUGAGUUCCUGCAGGCGUUGGUUAACUUUGAUAAAGAGCACAUUUCUGACGCGACGGUGCGAGUGCUGCGGGACGAGUACCUGAGCGACCCAGACUUCAACCCGGAAUUUGUGCGUGUUAAGUCCUCAGCCGCCGCCGGACUGUGUGCCUGGGUUAUCAACAUCAUACGAUUUCAUGAGGUAUUCCGUGAAGCCGUGUUGUGUGAGGUAGAGACGAAGCGGAUGUGUCUUUCUCAAGCCAACGCUGAUCUGGUCGAGGCUGCAGAAAAACUCGAGGUCAUCAGGAAAAAACUCACAGAGUUGGACAGUAGCCUGGACACACUGACUGCAGCGUUUGAAAAGGCCACGUCUGAGAAGCUGCGCUGUCAAGAGGAGGUGAAUCGCACCAAUAAAACCAUCCAACUGGCCAACCGUCUAGUCAAGGGCCUGGAGUCGGAGAACGUGCGCUGGGCACACUCUGUAGCACAGUAUCGCGAGCAGGAGGCGACCCUCUGCGGCGACGUCCUCCUGACGGCGGCCUUCAUUUCGUACGCCGGCUCCUUUUCCAAAAGAUACCGACAUGAGCUCCUGCACAACCUCUGGAUGCCGUACCUGCGCACUCAGAAGGUUCCAGUUCCUAUGAGCGAGGGCAUCGAUCCUAUCUCCAUGCUCACCGAUGAUGCUACGGUGGCCAAGUGGAAUAACGAGGGUCUGCCUGGUGAUAAGAUGUCGACCCAGAACGCGACUAUCCUGUUAAACUGCGAGAGAUGGCCUCUCCUCAUCGACCCCCAGCUGCAGGGCAUUAAAUGGCUGAAGAGUCGCUAUGGGGGCAGCCUCUGGGUCGUUAACCUGGGGCAGAAAGGGUACGUUGAUGUACUCGAGCAGGCAGUGGUAACAGGGGAACCGGUAUUGAUCGAGAACCUGGAGGAGACCAUUGACCCCAUUAUUGAUCCGCUGCUGGGACGCUACACCAUCAAAAAGGGCAGGUAUAUAAAGGUAGGGGAUAAGGAGUGUCUGUUCCACCCGAAUUUCCGCCUCAUCCUGCAUACGAAAAUGGCCAACCCGCACUACAAGCCGGAAAUCCAGGCUCAGACCACGCUUAUUAACUUCACCGUAACGCGGGACGGCCUGGAGGACCAGCUCCUCGCCGAGGUCGUCAACCUGGAGAGACCUGACCUCGAGCACCUCAAAUCCGAGUUGACAAAACAGCAGAACACUUUUAAAAUCGAGCUGAAGCAGCUGGAGGACGAGCUGCUGACCCGACUCUCAGCCGCUGAAAGUAAUUUCCUGGGGGACAACAUGCUGGUGGAGAAACUGGAAAGCACCAAACACACUGCGGCCGAGAUCGAGAUGAAGGUAUUAGAGGCGAAGGUGAAUGAGGUGAAGAUAAACGAAGCUCGUGAGCACUACAGACCCGUGGCAGUACGAUCGUCUCUCCUCUACUUCAUCAUCAACGACCUGAACAAGAUCAACCCCAUGUAUCAGUUCUCGCUCAAGGCGUUUGAUGUGGUUUUCCGGAAGGCGGUGCAGAACGCCGAGGCGUGUGUCGACGUCAAGACCCGUGUUAGCACGCUCGUCGAGUGCAUCACCUUCUCCACCUUUAACUACAUCAACAGAGGCCUGUUCGAGAGAGACAAGCUGACGUUCACAGCUCAGCUCACGUUCCAGCUGUUACUGAUGAAUAAAGAGAUUGAUAUACGAGAGUUGGAUUUCCUCCUGCGCUUCAAUAUUGACCACAGUUACAUCAGUCCUGUUGACUUCCUCUCCAACUCUGCCUGGAGUGCCAUUAAGACAAUGAGUUUUACGGACGAGUUUCGGGGACUCGACCGAGACAUCGAGGGCUCUCCUAAACGCUGGAAGAAAGUGGUCGAGUCGGAGUGUCCGGAAAAAGAGAAACUCCCCCAGGAGUGGAAGAGCAAGAGCUCGCUCCAGAAACUCAUCCUCAUGCGCGCUCUACGUCCUGACCGCAUGACCUACGCGCUCAGGAACUUUGUAGAGGAGAAGUUGGGUGUCCAGUACACUGAGAGCAGGAAGAUGGAGUUUGCGAGGUCGUUUAAGGAAAGUGGUCCAGCCUCGCCCGUGUUUUUCAUCCUGUCACCUGGAGUCGACCCGCUAAAAGACGUGGAGUCUCUGGGUAAAAAGCUUGGCUUCACUAUAGACCUUGGGAAGCUGCAUAACGUCUCUCUUGGACAAGGCCAGGAAGCUGUAGCAGAGCUAGCCAUGGAGAAAGCUUCCCAAGAAGGUCACUGGGUUAUACUACAGAACAUACAUUUGGUUGCAAAGUGGCUCGGGAGUCUGGAGAAGCUCCUGGAACGAUGUUGUGAGAGCAGUCACCUGGACUACCGAGUGUUUAUGAGCGCAGAGCCAGCGGCCACCCCUCAGGAGCAUAUAAUCCCUCAAGGCAUUCUGGAAAACUCCAUUAAAAUCACUAAUGAACCUCCGACUGGAAUGCUGGCCAACCUACAUGCAGCACUGGACAACUUUGACCAAGACAUCCUGGACCAGUGUUCCAGGGAGCAGGAGUUUAAGACCAUCCUGUUCUCGCUGUGUUAUUUCCAUGCGUGCGUUGCAGAGAGAAGGAAGUUCGGCCCUCAGGGCUGGAACCGCAAAUAUCCUUUUAACACGGGAGAUCUCACCAUUUCUGUUAACGUGCUUUACAAUUAUCUGGAGGCCAACUCUCAGGUGCCGUGGGAAGAUCUUCGCUAUCUGUUUGGAGAAAUUAUGUACGGUGGACACAUCACCGACGACUGGGACAGAAGACUGUGCAGGACGUAUUUGGAGGAGUACAUGCAGCCCAACCAGUUUGACAGGAAGUUGGCUUUAGCCCCUGGCUUUGUUGUUCCCUCCAACCUGGACUAUGAGGGAUACCACAGCUUCAUAGACGAGAUGCUUUCCCAUGAGAGCCCAGUGCAUUAUGGGCUUCACCCCAACGCAGAGAUCGAGUUUCUGACUGUGACCUCCGACAGUCUGUUCCACACACUCCUCGAGCUGCAGACCAGAGACUCAUCAAUGGGCGAGGGAACAUCGCAGAGCACAGAGGAGAAGGUAAAGACGGUCUUGGAUGACAUCCUGGAGAAACUACCGGAGGAAUACAACAUGUCAGAUCUCAUGUCUAAAACGGCCGAGCGUACACCCUUCGUUCUGGUGUGCUUCCAGGAGUGUGAGCGCAUGAACAUGCUGGUCAAUGAAAUACGGCGUUCACUGAAAGAGCUGGACUUGGGAUUGAAGGGCGAACUGGCCAUAUCUUCAGAGAUGGAGCAGCUACAGACAGCACUGUUUUUUGAUAACGUUCCUGACACCUGGACUAGGCUCGCGUACCCCUCCACCUACACCCUGGCUCAGUGGUACAAUGAUGUGCUGCUGCGUUGUCGAGAGCUGGAUAGCUGGACUCAGGAUCUCUCUCUGCCCAGCGUAGUCUGGCUCUCAGGUCUUUUCAACCCUCAGUCUUUCCUCACAGCCGUGAUGCAGAGCUUGGCACGGAAGAACGAGUGGCCGCUUGAUAAGAUGACUCUAACGGUGGACGUGACAAAGAAAUUUAAGGAGGAGUUCAACCAGCCGGCCAGAGAGGGUGCUUACGUCUACGGACUCUACAUGGAAGGUGCACGUUGGGAUAUCCAGAACGGUACUAUCACAGAGGCACGGCUAAAAGAACUGACUCCUAGCAUGCCCGUGAUAGCGGUGCGUGCCGUCCCAAACGACCGCCAGGAAACGCGCAACAUCUACGAGUGUCCUGUCUACAAGACCAAACUCAGAGCGAACACCUACGUCUGGACGUUCAACCUCAAAAGCAGAGAGAGACCUGCUAAGUGGGUGCUCGCAGGCGUGGCCCUGCUGCUGAGUGUGUGAGAACCAGAUGUCCCGCUCUGAGAUCCCCAAACCCACGCCGUGCUCUAUAACACGUUUAUUCAGCCUAAAGGCAGAAGCUGGACAAGUUGGACAAGCCUGACUCCACCCACUGGACUUUCUGCUCUUGCAGCAAGGGGGACUUGUAUUUUUCCAGUCAACAGCGAGAACGGGGACCGUUUCAAACACAGCAUGGGUGUGUAUUCUGAGAUGACGUGGUUCUUGUGUGGUUUCUCUCCGAAUAAACCCCCUGCUCCUGGAACCCCGGAGAAGAUGAUGCUAAUUAUAUAAAGCACAACAUUUUCUUAACUAAAGGGGAACAAAAAAAAAAAGAAAAACAACAAAAAAACACUCAUGCCAAAGUCAUGUGAUAAACAGCAUGACUUUUUUUUUUUUUAAAUAAACAUGCGGCAAAAAAAAAACAAAAAAAACCAUUCUUCCCAGCAUGCAGCUCUUCUGUUGCUACGGUUGCACGUCCAUCUCCAUGGUGGCUGAUUUUGUGUCCAGUCACACUGAAGAAAUACAUUCAAAAUUUUUUCUUGUUUUUUUUUUUCUCCCCCACAUUGGUGUGCUCGAGUCGGAAAGGGAAAAAAAUUCGGAAGAUAACAAACGUUUUUUGUAGUUUGCAUACAGAUUUUCUCUCUCUCUCUCUAGAGUGGACUCUCGCACUCUCUCUCUCUCUCUCUCUCUCUCUCUCGCACUCU
Clarias gariepinus (North African catfish) is the source of this 13055-nucleotide messenger RNA. It is a transcript of the gene dnah9l, whose product is annotated as dynein, axonemal, heavy polypeptide 9 like. Lineage: Eukaryota; Metazoa; Chordata; Actinopteri; Siluriformes; Clariidae. Gene Ontology annotation, cellular component: dynein complex. Gene Ontology annotation, biological process: microtubule-based movement. The record is from RefSeq and is a predicted model, not a curated record. Gene Ontology annotation, molecular function: minus-end-directed microtubule motor activity; dynein light intermediate chain binding; ATP binding.